This is a messenger RNA of Phragmites australis (common reed), 2505 nucleotides long. Its product is annotated as neutral/alkaline invertase 1, mitochondrial-like. The record is from RefSeq and is a predicted model, not a curated record. Lineage: Eukaryota; Viridiplantae; Streptophyta; Magnoliopsida; Poales; Poaceae. Gene Ontology annotation, biological process: sucrose catabolic process. Gene Ontology annotation, molecular function: sucrose alpha-glucosidase activity; endo-alpha-N-acetylgalactosaminidase activity. The transcript is spliced from 6 exons. Gene Ontology annotation, cellular component: mitochondrion. Bases 214 to 2091 code for a protein of 625 amino acids.
CCCACCAACUACCCGCCCCGAUCUUUAUAAAACUCCGCCUCUCCCUCCAUUACUAUUUCCUGCGCACCGAACCACGCCUUGCAGUUUCGCAGAUCAACCCCUCGGGGAAGCCUUAUUUACCAAAAAGUAACCUUCGCCUUGCUGCCCUUUUACGCCUAGCCCCCUUCAAACUUUCCUCGUCUCGCGCCUGUGCCCUUCGCCGGAGUUUGCCAUAUGAAUGGUCAAACCACGAUGGGGCUCGCCGCCGCCGCAGCCGCAGCCGUGAGGCCGUGCCGCCGCCGCCUCCUCUCGUCCGCCACCGCCGCGGCCGCCGCGACGUCGGCCACAGCGAACCCGCUCUUCCCCAGAUUGCCCCGCCCGCACCACCACACGCACGGCCGGCGCUUCCCCUUCCUCGCCUCCGCGGCGUCGCAGUCGCAGGCCUCGCAGACCGGCCCGGCCGCCCCACCCACCCCUGUCCCCGUCCCGUCCGACCCCCGCGCCGCCGUCGCCGGCAACCUCCCCUUCUUCGACCGCGUCCUCUUCCCGGACUCGUUCCCCCUCGAGACCCCGCCCGCGGAGGAGGACGUAGCCGCGCCCCAGGCCGAUGAGGCGGUGGCACCGGCCGUGCCCGCGAGGGAGGAGACCGAGACGGAGAGGGAGGCGUGGAGGCUGCUGCGGAGGGCGGUCGUCAGCUACUGCGGCGAACCGGUCGGGACGGUGGCGGCGGAGGACCCCGAGUGCACGGAGACGCUCAACUACGACCAGGUCUUCAUCAGGGACUUCGUGCCGUCCGCGCUGGCCUUCCUCAUGCGCGGCGAGACCGAGAUCGUCCGGAACUUCCUCCUCCACACCCUCCAGCUGCAGAGCUGGGAGAAAACUGUUGACUGUUACAGCCCUGGACAAGGGUUGAUGCCAGCUAGCUUCAAGAUUAGGACCGUGCCACUUGAUGAGAACAAUGAAGGAUUUGAGGAGGUCUUGGACCCUGACUUUGGCGAGUCAGCUAUUGGCCGUGUAGCUCCUGUGGAUUCUGGACUCUGGUGGAUUAUAUUGCUGAGAGCUUACUGCAAGAUUACAGGGGACUAUGCUUUGCAAGAAAGAGUUGAUGUGCAAACGGGAAUCAAACUGAUACUGAGUUUAUGUUUGUCUGAUGGGUUUGACAUGUUCCCAACUUUACUGGUUACAGAUGGAUCAUGCAUGAUAGACAGGAGGAUGGGAAUACAUGGGCAUCCUCUUGAAAUCCAAGCUUUGUUCUACUCUGCUUUACGAUGCUCACGAGAAAUGCUUGUUAUGAACGAUGGAUCAAAAAACCUCAUCCGUGCCAUUAACAGCAGGCUCAGUGCGUUAUCUUUUCACAUCAGAGAAUAUUACUGGGUUGACAUGAAGAAGAUAAAUGAGAUAUACAGAUACAAGACAGAAGAAUAUUCCCAUGAUGCAACUAACAAAUUCAACAUUUAUCCUGAGCAAAUCCCUUCCUGGCUUGUUGACUGGAUUCCUGAGAAAGGAGGUUACCUUAUUGGGAAUCUGCAGCCAGCUCACAUGGAUUUUAGGUUCUUCUCUCUUGGCAACCUUUGGGCCAUAGCUUCAUCUCUAACUACUCCAAAACAAGCUGAGGGAAUACUUAGCCUUAUUGAAGAAAAAUGGGACGAUCUUGUAGCAAACAUGCCCCUCAAGAUAUGUUACCCUGCAAUGGAAGAUGAUGAAUGGCGCAUUAUUACUGGCAGUGAUCCUAAGAACACCCCAUGGUCGUAUCAUAAUGGUGGAUCUUGGCCAACCUUGCUGUGGCAGUUUACAUUGGCUUGCAUCAAAAUGGGGAGACCGGAGUUGGCCCGGAGGGCCAUUGCUGUGGCCGAGGAGCGACUCUCAGAUGACAAGUGGCCAGAAUACUAUGACACCCGUUCUGGAAGAUUCACUGGGAAGCAAUCACGAUCUUAUCAGACAUGGACUAUUGCCGGUUUUCUGACCUCGAAGAUGUUACUGGAAAACCCGGAGCUGGCUUCUAUUCUGACCUGCGAUGAGGACCUUGAGCUGCUUGAAGGCUGUGCUUGCUGCCUCUCUAAGAAAAGGACUAGGUGUUCACGCCGUGCAGCCAAGUCACAUGCCGUUGAGUAAAGCAGCGAAUACACAAUGUAUACUACCGAUUGAGAAUUAACCGAGGCGGACACUCUCUACCCAUGUACAUUAGUAUAGGUUUAUGUUAGAUACGAUAUCCAUCCAUUCAUUUCCUCAGUGGCCGCUCAUUAUUUUUUGCUGAGCUGCCAUUGAUGGGAACUACCCUGGGUGAUACCGGUGGUCGAAGAGAGCAAAACCUAUUCACGUUUUUGCUCUCAUGUACACAGAAAAAUGAAAUCUGUUCUUGUGUUCGAUCCGCCCGGUGCUCCUUAUUUGGGAGCGCUGCGAAGCCCUAACCAUUGUAUUCCUUGUCAGUGCUAAAGCUGUAUGUUCGUAUCAUUCGCAAACUGCACUGCGACACUAUGUACCCCGUUCUCUUCAUCAACUAUAUGAGCACUAUGAUUAUAACCUUUA